AUGCUGGAUUUAAUUGGCCUUGCCCUCGUAUCCAAUGGUAUCAUGUUCUGCCGCCUCGAUGGCUCAAUGUCACGUUUGCAAAGAAACAACACGCUCGCCAACUUCUCUACAAACCCACAGGUGAUCGUAAUUUUAGUAUCUCUCAUGGCUGGAGGUUUAGGUAUAAACCUCACCUGUGCCUCCAAAGUCCAUGUUUUAGAAUCACAUUGGAAUCCGAUGAUCGAGCAGCAGGCGGUAGAACGUGUGCAUAGACUUGGACAACGCCGAGACGUUACGAUUACCAGGUAUAUCAUGAAAGACUCAUUUGAGAUCGACAUGAUGCGUUAUCAAGACAGAAAGUUAGAACUUGUCAAACAGUCCCUGGACUCACAUACAGACCCUGAUGCUAUGGAGAUUUGUGCGGCCGAGGGAAAUUCAUGA
Molecule: messenger RNA, 420 nt
Organism: Morchella sextelata
Lineage: Eukaryota; Fungi; Ascomycota; Pezizomycetes; Pezizales; Morchellaceae
Exons: 3
Coding region: 1-420 (139 amino acids)
Source: RefSeq, a predicted model, not a curated record